CAUUAUCCGGGUAACUCUGUCAAGGGGAAGAGAGAAUAGAAAACGGGACACUUUCUGACAGAUUUGCUUCUGCUCGGACGGAGGGACGCGUAAUAUAUUACAUACAGUUGACGGGAAAAUAAUGCUGCUUCGUAAAGUGGGCCAGUCUUCUGCACUUUGCGGUGCCAUUCUCCGCAUCACUCCCGGACAGAUUGGGGCUCAACGCCCAGCUGUGGUGGCUGUGAGCAACACGCGCCUCUAUGCUAGUCAAGCUACACAGGCGGUGUUGGAGAAGCCGGCGGCAGUCGGCACUGACGCUGCCACUGGGGUGGAGAAGAAGACUGCUGCAGCUGAGUCCAAAUCUUUUGCUGUCAACAUUUUCAAGGGCCAGAUUGCCACAUCGCAAGUGUUUCCAUACCCUUCCGUCUUGAAUGAAGAGCAGGAGCAGUUCCUCCGAGAGCUUGUGCCACCCGUGGGCAGGUUCUUUGAGGAGGUGAACGAUCCGGCCAAGAAUGAUGCGCUGGAGAAAGUUGAGGACCAUACAAUGGAGGGCCUGAAAGAGAUGGGCGCCUUUGGCCUACAGGUGCCGGCCGACCUGGGUGGCCUGGGCCUCACCAACACGCAGUAUGCCCGACUGGUGGAGAUCGUCGGCACUCACGAUCUCGGGGUUGGCAUCACGCUCGGUGCCCACCAGUCUAUCGGCUUCAAGGGCAUUCUGCUUUUUGGGAAUCCGGCACAAAAAGAGAAAUACCUGCCUCAACUUGCAUCGGGUGAGCACAUUGCUGCCUUUUGCCUCACUGAACCAGCCAGCGGUUCUGACGCUGCCUCCAUCAAAACCACCGCUGUACAGUCGCCCUGCGGGCAGUACUUCACUCUCAGUGGAAGCAAAAUCUGGAUCAGUAAUGGUGGUCUGGCUGAGAUCUUCACUGUGUUUGCCAAGACACCAAUGAAGGAUCCCAAGACUGGAGAGAUGAAGGACAAGAUCACAGCUUUUGUUGUGGAGAAGAGCUUUGGGGGAGUGACACACGGGCCACCAGAGAAAAAGAUGGGCAUCAAAGCCUCCAACACGGCCGAAGUUUACUUCGAUAACGUCCGCGUGCCAGCCGACUGCGUGCUGGGUGAGGUGGGAGGCGGCUUCAAGGUGGCCAUGAACAUCCUCAACAACGGCCGCUUCGGCAUGGCGGCCGCCCUCUCCGGCACCAUGAAAGGAGCCAUCGCCAAAGCGGUGGACCACGCGACCAACAGGACCCAGUUCGGCAGCAAGAUCCACACCUACGGGGCCAUCCAGGAGAAGGUGGCCCGCAUGACCAUGCUGCAGUACGUCACCGAGUCUCUGGCCUACAUGAUCAGCGGCAACAUGGACAGCGGCGCAACCGAGUUCCAGAUUGAGGCCGCCAUCAGCAAGAUCUUCGCCUCAGAAGCUGCGUGGACUGUGACUGACGAGUGUAUUCAAGUUAUGGGCGGCAUGGGCUUCAUGAAGGAUGCAGGAAUCGAGAGGGUGAUGAGGGAUCUGAGAAUUUUCCGGAUCUUUGAGGGCACCAAUGACAUCCUCAGGCUUUUCGUGGCCCUCAACGGCUUCCAGAAUGCUGGCAACCAGUUGAAGAGCUUACAAAAAGCCCUGAAGAACCCACUUGGCAACGCUGGGCUCCUGGCUGAAGAACUUACCAAGAGAGCUAAGAGGAAGGCAGGCAUGAGCACAGGCAUGACACUUCAAGGAACUGUCCACCCUGAGCUGGCUCAGAGCGGUGAACUGACCGUGAAAGCCAUUGAACAGUUUGGUGUGGCUAUCGAGGAGCUUCUUAUUAAACAUGGCAAGAAGAUUAUUGAUGAGCAGUUUGUGUUGAUGAGAGUUGCCGACUGUGCCAUUGACAUCUACACCAUGAUUGUUGUCCUCUCCAGGGCGUCCCGCUCCCUGAGUCGGGGCCACCCCUCGGCCCAACAUGAGAAGGUUCUGUGCGAGACCUGGUGUAUCGAGGCCCACGCGAGACUCAUACGGGACAUCAAGGCGUUGCGCUCGAACCAGUCCAGGCAACUCUACAGCAACUUUCGGGCCAUUUCCGCAGCCGUGGUGGAGAAGGGCGGAACGGUUGCCGCUCACCCGCUGGGUUUCUAAAUGCUCAUGGGUUUCUCUGAUUGUGUCUUUUUUUUUUUUUUCUUCCACAUCUGGAUCUCCAAGCAACGCAUAAACAUCACCCCAUCGUCCAUUUGAGCUCGUCGAGAGGUUCGUCUCCAAUAUAUUUAUUUGUAAGCACGUCAGGUUGUUUGAAACCUGGACAUUGUCUUUCAAGUCACAAAAAUCACAGAUUUGAGUGAAGGGGCCUUCAAAGAAACACCACUUCGACCUUAUCUCAUUACCGCCAAUAAGCAGAUGUCUUCAUUAUGUUGCUCUUCAACGCACCAUUGACCUUCUUGGCUGUUGGUGCUGUAGAUUAUUUAACCUGUAGAAAGGGACUGACGUGUCCAACUUGUUUUAUUUUAAAUACUUUAAUAUGGGCUGGUGUGUAAUGUAAUCUGCAUUUGUGAUGUGUUUAAUAACUGAUAGAGGUGAUUAUCUUCUCAGCACGUUGGGUAUUCAUCGCCCAUGUGGAUUGUAACACCGUUGCCUUAUGUAACACGACGACACUGCAGAUGCUGCUCCUAGUUGCUGUUCGGUCACCUCUGUGGCAGCCGAGCACCAACAAAAUUUGUAAAUAUUUCAGAGGUGCUGAUCACGAUUAUUAAUGUCUCAGGAUUUAGCAAGGAGGGAAUCGCAUUUUUAAUGAAAUUGUUUGAGCACUUGUAUCAAUAAAGUCAUUGUUUCUA
This is a messenger RNA of Phycodurus eques (leafy seadragon), 2781 nucleotides long. It is a transcript of the gene acadvl, whose product is annotated as acyl-CoA dehydrogenase very long chain. The record is from RefSeq and is a predicted model, not a curated record. The coding region runs from base 122 to 2092 and encodes 656 amino acids. NCBI's taxonomy places the organism in Eukaryota, Metazoa, Chordata, Actinopteri, Syngnathiformes, Syngnathidae. The transcript has 21 exons. Gene Ontology annotation, molecular function: fatty-acyl-CoA binding; flavin adenine dinucleotide binding; very-long-chain fatty acyl-CoA dehydrogenase activity.